Molecule: messenger RNA, 1991 nt
Organism: Salvia miltiorrhiza (redroot sage)
Lineage: Eukaryota; Viridiplantae; Streptophyta; Magnoliopsida; Lamiales; Lamiaceae
Product: cysteine--tRNA ligase, chloroplastic/mitochondrial-like
Biological process (GO): cysteinyl-tRNA aminoacylation
Cellular component (GO): cytoplasm
Molecular function (GO): ATP binding; cysteine-tRNA ligase activity
Source: RefSeq, a predicted model, not a curated record
GAAACUAACUAAUUAACAAACGCUCAAAACUUCUCUCUCACACACUACACUACACAAUUUUCUGAACCCAACUGAAAGUCUAAAAGAGAGAGAGAGAGAGAGCUAUGGCGACGAUACUGAGAUGGUACAAACCCUUGUUUCCGCUCCGCCACCGCAAACCUCUGGCAUUCGCGUCGAAAUCUUUCCAUUGGAAGAGCAAAUUCCGCCUUCGCAGCACAAUCAAUUGCAGCUACAACAAGUAUCAAUCCUUGAAUACCUGCUGUGAGGAAAAAAUCGAUAACAAAAAUCGCGAUGGUAACUCGCGGGAAGCGAAGAAAGAAGUCUGGCUGUACAAUACGAUGAGCAAGCAACGAGAGCUGUUUAAGCCCAAGGUGGAAGGCAGAGUAGGAAUGUACGUUUGCGGCGUCACCGCCUAUGAUCUCAGCCACAUUGGCCAUGCCCGCGUUUACGUUGCUUUUGAUGUGCUCUACAGAUACCUUAAGCACUUGGGCUAUGAGGUUAACUACGUCCGCAAUUUCACUGAUGUUGAUGACAAGAUUAUUGCCAGAGCAAAUGAAUUGGGUGAAGAUCCAAUUAGUUUGAGCAGAAGAUACUGUGAGGAAUUUCAUCAUGACAUGGCAUGCCUGAACUGCCUUCCUCCUUCAGUGGAACCUCGCGUCUCUGAUCACAUACCGCAGAUUAUUGCUAUGAUUAGACAGAUACUGGAUAAUGAAUGUGCAUACGCAAUUGAUGGCGACGUGUACUUCUCCAUAGACAAAUUCCCUGAGUAUGGUCGAUUAUCUGGACGUAAAUUGGAAGAUAACAGGGCUGGACAACGUGUUGCUGUGGACUCUAGGAAGAGAAACACAGCUGACUUUGCAUUAUGGAAGGCAGCAAAGGAGGGAGAACCUUUCUGGGAGAGUCCAUGGGGUCCUGGAAGGCCGGGAUGGCAUAUCGAGUGCAGUGCUAUGAGUGCUGCUUAUUUAGGUUAUUCUUUCGACAUACAUGGUGGUGGAAUGGAUCUUAUUUUUCCUCAUCACGAGAAUGAGAUUGCACAAAGCUGUGCUGCCUGCCGUGAAAGCAGUGUAAGCUAUUGGAUCCAUAAUGGAUUUGUGACCAUCGAUUCUGAGAAGAUGUCGAAAUCUCUUGGCAACUUUUUCACCAUUAGACAGGUACUAGAACUUUAUCAUCCACUCGCUCUGAGGCUUUUCCUUAUGGGAACUCACUAUCGUUCCUCUAUUAAUUACUCGGAUCUACUGCUUGAAAGUGCAUCAGACCGUGUUUUCUAUAUCUAUCAGACAUUACAUGAUUGUGUGAGUAUCACGGCCCAGCACGAAGAGGCUGAUCUGAAGGAUUCAAUUCCAUCAGAAAUUGCAACGUGCAUCAACAAAUUUCAGGACGAGUGUUCGAUAUCAAUGACAGAUGAUCUACAUACUUCUGUGGCUUUAGCUGCAAUCUCCGAACCAUUGAAAACCAUGAAUGAUCUUUUACAUACCCGAAAGGGAAAGAAGCAACAACUGAGAAUUGAGUCACUUGCUGCUUUGGAAAAGACGGUUAGAGAUAUUCUUGCUAUUUUGGGGCUUUUGCCAGAUAGUUAUUCUGAGGCAUUGGAGCAGCUGAAGGAUUACGCUCUGAGGCGUGCAAAGUUGACAGAAGAUCAUGUUUUGCACAAGAUUGAAGAAAGAAAUGCUGCAAGAGAAAAUAAAGAAUAUGAAAAAUCGGAUGCAAUUCGAAAAGAAUUGGCAAGUGCAGGCAUUGCACUCAUGGACAGCCCAGAAGGCACAACUUGGAGACCAGCUAUGCCUCUGGCAUUGCAAGACCAAUAGUUUUUCUCAAUCGAGCAUCCGUUUUGGAAAUUAUUGUCGUCUAUAUAGCAUAGCACGAAACAGCUUCUGUCCAGGUACUUUUCACCUAUGAUUCUGUAACUGGAAUUUUGAUUCUCCGUCAAUUUUAUUGCUUAUUACUCUGUAGGAAACUACAUUUACUUAUUGAUACAGAUUACAUUCGAAAUC